AUGCUUGACCAAAUUGAUGGUGAAUAUGAAGAAAGUGAAAAAUUAAAGAAAGCCAUUACAUUAGAAAAUAAUAAAAUUAUAAUUUCUCAUCUAGCAAAUUCAGAAGAAUGUCAUACUAUUUCACUUGUGCUCGUGAAGGUUUUUAAUGAUUUAUUUGAAAUUUAUAAAUUAUAUCACAGUGAUUUGUCCAAAAAUACUGUUCAUAAAUUAAUUCAAUAUGAAGGUUACAAGUUUUAUUUAAUUGAAAUUCAUAUAGCAAACUCGAUACAGAAAAAAAUAUCUGAGUUUGAAUGUGGAAUUGGAAUUUGUGUACGAGGGACAAAUAUUCUAAUUAAUCGAACUGUACAAUAUAAAAAUGUAAGCCCAAUAAUAGAAAUUGUACCUGUUGAGGAAACUAUAGUUGACUGUAUUGUUGAAACCUAUUUGAUUUUACAGUUUAACAAUAGUUUGAUUAAAUUAGAUCUUCAGACUGUAGUGUUAGAUAUUUCAUACCACUUUCACACCUUUUUGGAAAAUAGCAAAAGCAAUAAUUUAAACAAAAAAAUUUUACAAAUUAACAAACACUAUAACCAAAGUGAUAUCGAUCAACUGAGAAGACCAAUACUAACAGAAAAUGUAUUUCAUUCUCAAAUCACGUCAGAAGAAUUAAUUAAAUUAUUUUUAAAUCAUUCGUAUCAUCUUCUAGAUAUAGAUUUGUUUUCAGAAUUUACAAAUAAUGAUUUAAAUGCAUUCUCUGUAUAUUUUUCAACAGGCUAUAAUAAACAUUUACUUACGUUUGAUCCUAAAAACAAGAAAAUUAUAAUAUCAUGUAAUAUUGAUGACAUGUUAAUUUUAAAAUCCCACUUUAUUAAGGGAUGUUUAAAAGCUAUAGCCGCGAACAAAAAGACUGAAGGGGAAAUACAGAGUCUGUCGGAAAAACUGGCAAAUUCUGUGACUGUAAAUGAUGUAUGCUUGUGUUAUAAAAAAGCUAGGGAAUAUUAUGCUGUGAUAUUUUUGUAAGCAUUAAUAAAGAUGGGUAUUUUGCUGCA
Molecule: messenger RNA, 1028 nt
Organism: Aethina tumida (small hive beetle)
Lineage: Eukaryota; Metazoa; Arthropoda; Insecta; Coleoptera; Nitidulidae
Exons: 2
Coding region: 1-999 (332 amino acids)
Source: RefSeq, a predicted model, not a curated record